Durio zibethinus is the source of this 1059-nucleotide messenger RNA. Its product is annotated as Acyl-CoA N-acyltransferases (NAT) superfamily protein. NCBI's taxonomy places the organism in Eukaryota, Viridiplantae, Streptophyta, Magnoliopsida, Malvales, Malvaceae. The record is from RefSeq and is a predicted model, not a curated record. Gene Ontology annotation, cellular component: NatA complex. Gene Ontology annotation, biological process: N-terminal protein amino acid acetylation. Gene Ontology annotation, molecular function: protein N-terminal-serine acetyltransferase activity; protein-N-terminal-glutamate acetyltransferase activity.
AAACCAAGCCAAGGCCCAAGCCCUAAACCAUCAAAACUAGUGGGAACCUCAUAAAUAUCGAAUCAAUCCCUCUCUCUCUAUUUAUCUGAAGUAGAAUUGAAGAUCAGAAAAAUAAAAAAACCCUAAUUCCCAAACUAGGCAAUAAAAUCCAGCGGAAGAAGCAAUGGUGUGCAUACGCAAAGCAACCAUAGACGACUUACUGGCGAUGCAAGCUUGUAAUCUGCUAUGCCUUCCCGAGAAUUACCAGAUGAAGUACUAUUUGUAUCACAUCCUCUCUUGGCCUCAGCUCCUUUACGUGGCCGAGGACUACAACGGCCGUAUCGUUGGUUACGUUCUUGCCAAGAUGGAAGAAGAAAGCAACGAGUGUCACGGCCACAUCACCUCUCUCGCCGUUCUCCGCACCCACCGCAAGCUUGGCCUCGCCACUAAGCUCAUGAACGCCGCCCAAGCCGCCAUGGAGCAGGUGUUUGGAGCAGAGUAUGUUUCGUUGCAUGUGAGGAAGAGUAACAGGGCAGCAUUUAAUCUAUAUACCCAGACCUUGGGAUAUAAGAUUCAUGAUGUAGAGGCCAAAUAUUAUGCAGAUGGCGAAGAUGCAUAUGACAUGCGGAAGCAGUUGAAGGGGAAGCAGAACCAUCAUCAUGGUCAUCAUCACCACCACCAGCACCACCAUCAUCAUGGUGGUGGAUGUUGUUCAGGUGAGGCAAGAAGCUUAGAUGUGACUCAAACAAGAGGGGACUCAAAAUCAGAGUCAAAAGCUAGCACAAAAUCUGAUUCAAAAGCUGGAUGAUUGGAGAAUUAUGUGGUAUUGGCUUAUGUUCUCUAAUAAUCUAUCGGUGGCCCAUGGUAUUUUUAGUUUGGUUAUGGAAGUAAUAAUCUGACUGAGGGUUUCAAAAUUAUGUUGGCUUUCUCUAUAUGAUUUAGCUCACUCCUGCGAAUGUAAUGGUGUCUGUGCUGUCUGUGUCUUUUACAAUGAGUUUUUUUCCCCCAACGUUGGUCAAAUGUUUCUUUUUUGGUGUUUGGACUUGUGUUUCAAACAAUAGAAUAAGUCUUUAUGUUUAA